AUGGUAUCGCGCGCGCCUCCGAAUGACAAGGGAGGUUCAAACCGCCCUGCGAUCAGUCGCCGCUCGUGCGAUCAAUGCCGAGCAAGAAAGAUCGGAUGUGACAGAGCAACGCCUUGUUCCAACUGCGUAUCAGCCCGCGUUGACUGCACUCACAGCAGGAUCGCGCCCAAGCCAAGCACUGCCCGACAAAGAGUCUUGGUCUCUGAAAAAUAUGAGCGAAAGAUUGAUGACAUCUCCAGCGAUGUCAGCAGCAUUAAGACACUGUUGGCAGGACUCGACCUGAAUAGAGUCACGCCAGCUCAAACAUCACAAGAGCAACGUCGUUUGGCUUCUAUAUCUCCAAGCCCAGCUGAAGCAAAUAAGUCGGAUAAGCCCCGGCCUUCUGACAGCGCUGCUCCGCCUCCUCGCUGGGAUUACUCCGCCCAUAUCAUAGACUUUGUUCAAUCCAUUAUUCAGGACAAUGGCUCAGUUCAAGCAGACACCGAGUGGAGCAGUACCAUUUCUUCGCUAAAAAGUCUUGUAAAUGCUUUGAAGAACACUCAGAUGACACGAGGCCAACAGCCAAAACCUCAUGAGUCACUGGAAAGUAUUCCGACGCCCCCAUUGGAAGCCGUCGUGAAAAUUCUGCGAUGGGUCAAAGAUCACUCAAAAGAUCAUAGAGUAGUCUGGAUAUGCCGUUUCCUUCCUCUCGAUGUCUUUCUAGAUAUUUGCAACAAGGUCUACUUCCGUGUUGAGGACCAUACCGAGGCUGAGUUUAUCAUCGCAAAUAGCUUUCUAUCAUACGUGUUUGCUGAAUAUGCUGUCAUUCACGGAGAUGCGAAGUCACAAGAAUACUGUCGCUUUUAUCGGUCCCAUGUUGGCAGCGGUCUUGGGAAACUGACUCUGUUGGCGGCGCCAUGCAUGGAGUUGAUCGCCGCGCUUGCUCUUGGGGCAAUUUACUCGGUCGAGGAAAGUCGAGCAUCACAGUCGUGGACAUUGAUCUCGACCGGAAUGACGCUGUGCCAGACACUGGGCUAUCAUCGGCUUGACUCUCCCAAAGAUGGCCUUCAACAGAUGCAGUCCGACUUGUUCUGGGUCGUUUACGCAUACGAGAAAGGCCUCUCAUUGAGACUGGGACGAUGCUCUGGUAUUCGUGACUCUGAAGUUUGUUCGCCACGUCAGGCAAAUCAGCAUCGAUCCAUUCGUCUCGGGCGGAUACAGGGAAAGGCAUAUGGCCAGUUGUAUAGCCCUGAGGGCUUAAAAACAGCGAACACUACCCGUUACGAGGUAGCCAAUGGUCUUGCACAGGAGCUUCAGUGUAUCAUAGAUGAGACCCAUCACGAGAUCACACAAGCUUUGGCGGAGAAUAGAGACAUGGGUGAUGACCCUAUGAAAGUCAUAUACCUUCAUUGCGAUCUCGUUUGCCAAUCAGCCUUAACGGCCAUGGUACUCAGGGUAUUGCCUGGCUCCCAAGGCAUGGAGGUGCAUGAAAGCUGUCUCACUGUUGCUCGCAACACCUUAGACCUGCAUGAUCAGUGCAUGAAACUAGUCAAUGGGUGCAAAGAUCCGCUGUUGAUUCGAAGAUAUAUAAACUGGGCUAUCUUGCAUACGCCCUUCUUUCCAUUCAGCAUAGUCUUCACUCAUGCAGUGAGAUGCUCAAUUGUAGAAGAUUUUGACCGCCUGGAUAGAUUCGCAUCGUCAUUCAAGUCGGAGUGUACCCAUUCAGAGCCGGCGACGCAUCCCCAUCGACUUUACGAACUUCUCAGCAAAGCCGCCCGACUCAGUGCCAAGGCAUGCCCCGAGCUUUCACACACGAGUGCAUCCCUACCAAGCUCAAGCGACUUCACGAUGAUUGAUCCCGAGGUAGUAAAUACUGUGGAUGGAAUUGCCGCAACUGACGUUGCAAUCGGUGCCGAAUACGAUGCGUCGCUCCAGAUCGGUGAUUGGUUUCAUAGCAACCAGCAAUUUAUGAGGCUCCUGCACGAAGACGUACCAUACUGA
Messenger RNA from Fusarium fujikuroi IMI 58289, 1980 nucleotides. RefSeq lists its product as uncharacterized. The coding region runs from base 1 to 1980 and encodes 659 amino acids. Gene Ontology annotation, biological process: regulation of DNA-templated transcription; DNA-templated transcription. NCBI's taxonomy places the organism in Eukaryota, Fungi, Ascomycota, Sordariomycetes, Hypocreales, Nectriaceae. Gene Ontology annotation, molecular function: zinc ion binding; DNA-binding transcription factor activity, RNA polymerase II-specific; DNA binding. The transcript has 8 exons. The record is from RefSeq and is a predicted model, not a curated record.